CGGGAGUGGUACGAGCCAACGAGCCGGCUGCGAAAGCUGCACAGCAUUUCACUGCAUGUGCAGGACAGCCCCUGUAGGAGCUCUCCCCGUCUAGAGCAUCCAACGCAACCCCCGUCAGCCUCCGACCAACUCUCUCUCUCUCUCCAUCACCACCGCCUGCUCGCUUUGCUUGCCUCCGUCCAUCCCUGUGCGCGCGCGCGCGUGUGCGCGUGUGCUCGCGUAGUCUCUCCACCCACUCUCCCCAUCGCCAAACCCACUCCCCUUCGCACCCUUCACCGCACCCAGCAAGAGCUGUGUUUCUGAGCCGCAGUGUGCCGUGCAGGAGAGAGGGCUGGCUCGCUUCGGAGGGAGCUGCUGCGGCUGCCUGAUCCAUCCUUGAUCGUCCGCUCUUGGCCACCGCUACAGCUGGCGGGAGGUGGCAGCAGUCUGCAUCUUGACUGCGGCGGAUCACCGUAUGCCGCGUCAAUUGGACGAAAACACCAAAAACACCCCCCCCCCACCCCUCCAAUAACCGCGCAGAGGAGAAGCGAGAGACGGAAGGAGUGCGGGCAAAUCUGCGCGGUCAUGGGCAGCUGAAUUAUUCGAGUCACAGAGAGCCAAGGGACAGCCACCAUCUCCUAACACGACGGAAAGGGGCCACUUCCACAGCCAUCGAGGCAGAAGCCACUGCACUGCUCAAAAUCAAGAAAUACACAGCUGCGCAUUCGCCAAGUCAUAAAAAUCAAGUUUUUGUUUGCUAUGAGUAUUUUAUUUCGGUGUUGCAUGGACAACGGACGUUUUUUUGAACGAGUGCUGUACAAGUCUCAACAACGACGACAAUAAGACUGCUAACUGAUAAUAAAUUGAAUUUCUGCCUUGGGCAAUAAGAAUUUCAGAAAGAAUUGAUUCCCGUGUCCAUAAGAAAAUAAGAAAGAAAAACAAAGCAAAGCCAAGAAAUUAGAAACGAGUAAAGUUUCAAAACGGCGGCUGUUGUUCGAUCGAACGAAGCAGGCAAACAAAUAUUGCGUUUGCUGUCUGUUCAGUUCAACUGGCGUUAAAAUCCAGGACGUAUGCAAUCGUUGGCAAAACAAUUCUAAUUAAAAGCUGACGCUGCCGUAGAACUGGCCGCUCUCACCGCAAGCCUCCGCUAAGGCCAGCCGCCCAAGCAUGGGAGAAAUGGCCAACAGCACGGCCAACGUCGGACAUGGGCCAAAGGGCGUGGGGCCGUCCGGAGGCAGCCAGGAUGGCGACUUUGGCCUCUCCGUGGAUGAACUCAGGGCCCUCAUGGAACUACGGGGGCCGGAAGCGAUCGCCAUGGUGCAGGAGGCGUACGGGGGCAAGGAGGGAGUCUGCCGACGACUGCACACAUCACCCAAUGACGGCCUGCCAGGCACAGCGGCUGACCUGGAGAAACGGCGCUUGGUGUUCGGGCAAAACUUUAUUCCCCCGAAGAAACCGAAGACGUUUCUGGAGCUUGUGUGGGAGGCCCUGCAGGACGUGACUCUCAUCAUCCUCGAAAUCGCCGCCAUCGUCUCUCUGGGCCUGUCUUUCUACCAGCCACCCGGGCAGAACUCCGACAUGUGCGGCAGUGUGAGUGGAGGCGCGGAGGACGAGGGCGAGUCGGCCGCCGGGUGGAUCGAGGGCGCCGCCAUCCUCCUGUCGGUGGCGUGCGUGGUGCUCGUCACGGCCUUCAACGACUGGAGCAAGGAGCGUCAGUUCCGCGGACUACAGAGCCGCAUCGAGCAGGAGCAACGCUUCUCCGUGAUCCGCGGCGGGCAGCUGCUGCAGCUGCCGGUGGCCGACAUCGUGGUGGGAGACAUCGCGCAGGUCAAGUACGGUGACCUCUUGCCUGCCGACGGGAUGCUCAUACAGAGCAACGAUCUCAAGAUCGACGAGAGCUCUCUCACCGGAGAAUCGGACCACGUGCGCAAAAGCAUCGACAGGGAUCCAAUGCUGCUCUCGGGUACCCAUGUGAUGGAGGGCUCGGGCCGAAUGGUGGUCACAGCUGUUGGCGUCAACUCCCAAACGGGAAUCAUCUUCACGCUCCUGGGAGCAGCCGAAGAAGGCGACAAAGACCAAAGAAAGCCAGCAGGUGUGCAGGAGGGCCAGCCCCCCGGGGUUUCGUCCCCAGCGGCCCACGUUCCAGGCCCCCGGCCUCGUGCCCGGGGCCACGCUAAUUCUGCCGCGAACCCAAACCCGGGUGUCUCCAACGGAAAAAACCAAGACGCAACUGUGGAGACUGACAAAGUUAAAGCCUCAGGUGGAGCGGCCAUGGAAAUGCAACCGCUGAAGACUCCGGAGGUGAUGGUGGUUGGAGGUGGCACGGCUGCCGGUGGUGGUGGCGGCGGCAUCGGCGGCGUUGGGGUCGGGGCAGCGCCCUCAUCCCCGGUGCCAGCCGCCACGGGCGGCGGGGUCGGCGGCGAGGGAGGCGUCGGCUGCGGGACGUCGCCCGCCGACGGCGGCGACGAGAACAAGGAGGUCAAAAAGAAGCCCAACGUGUCCAAGAAGGAGAAGUCGGUGCUGCAAGGGAAGCUCACCAAGCUCGCGGUGCAGAUCGGGAAAGCCGGCCUGGUCAUGUCCUCCAUCACGGUCCUCAUCCUCAUUCUCUACUUCGUCAUCCAGACGUUCUGGGUGGAGGGCCGGCCCUGGCUGGCCGAGUGCACGCCGGUCUACGUUCAGUACUUCGUAAAGUUCUUCAUCAUCGGCGUCACCGUGCUUGUCGUGGCCGUGCCAGAGGGACUCCCUCUGGCCGUCACCAUCUCGCUCGCCUACUCCGUGAAGAAAAUGAUGAAGGACAACAACCUGGUGCGGCACCUGGACGCGUGCGAGACGAUGGGCAACGCCACGGCCAUCUGCUCCGACAAGACGGGCACGCUCACCACCAACCGCAUGACGGUGGUGCAGGUGUACAUCGGCGACGUGCACCACCGCGGGAUCCCGGAGCCCGACUCCGUGGCGUCCAGCACGCUGGAAACCCUCAUCAACGGCAUCGCCGUCAACUGCGCCUACACCACCAAGAUCCUGCCGCCCGACAAGGCGGGCGGCCUCCCCAAGCAAGUGGGCAACAAGACGGAGUGCUCGCUGCUGGGCCUCGUGCUGGAUAUGAAGAGGAGCUACCAGGCGGUGCGCGACCGGCUCCCCGAGGAGGCCCUCUACAAGGUCUACACCUUCAACUCGACGCGCAAGUCCAUGAGCACGGUGCUCAGCGAGCCGGGCGGAGGCUUCCGCCUCUACACCAAGGGGGCGUCGGAGAUCGUCCUCAAGAAGUGCUCGCACAUCCUGGACGCGUCUGGCAAGGCGCGCGCCUUCAAGCCACGCGACCGCGACGAGAUGGUGCACAAGGUGAUCGAGCCCAUGGCGUGCGACGGCUUGCGCACAAUCUGCCUCGCCUACCGCGACUUCCCGGCGGGGAGCUCCGGCGAGCCCGACUGGGAGGACGAGGCCAACAUCGUCACAGACCUCACCUGCAUCACCGUCGUUGGAAUCGAGGACCCAGUGCGGCCCGAGGUCCCAGAAGCGAUCCGCAAGUGCCAGCGGGCGGGCAUCACGGUGCGGAUGGUGACCGGAGACAAUAUCAACACGGCGCGUGCCAUCGCGGUCAAGUGCGGCAUCCUGCACCCGGGAGAGGACUUCCUGUGUCUCGAGGGCAAAGACUUCAACCGCCGGAUUCGCAACGAGCAGGGAGAGAUUGAGCAGGAGAGGAUAGACAAGAUAUGGCCCAAGCUGAGGGUCCUCGCACGAUCCUCUCCGACGGACAAACACACGCUCGUGAAAGGGAUCAUCGACAGCACCGUCUGCGCACAGCGACAGGUGGUGGCCGUGACAGGCGACGGAACCAACGAUGGCCCCGCUCUCAAGAAGGCGGACGUCGGAUUCGCGAUGGGCAUUGCUGGCACGGACGUGGCAAAGGAGGCUUCCGACAUCAUCCUCACCGACGACAACUUCAGCAGCAUCGUCAAGGCGGUGAUGUGGGGGCGCAACGUCUACGACAGCAUCUCCAAGUUCCUGCAGUUCCAGCUCACGGUCAACGUGGUGGCCGUCAUUGUCGCCUUCACCGGCGCCUGCAUCACGCAGGACUCCCCGCUCAAGGCCGUGCAGAUGCUGUGGGUGAACCUCAUCAUGGACACGUUCGCGUCGCUGGCGCUCGCCACCGAGCCGCCCACCGAGGCGCUGCUGCUGCGGCGGCCGUACGGGCGCAACAAGCCGCUCAUCUCGCGCACCAUGAUGAAGAACAUCCUGGGCCACACCGUCUACCAGCUCACCGUCAUCUUCACGCUCUUGUUCUGCGGAGAGCAGAUCUUCGACAUCGACAACGGCCGCAACGUUCCCCUGCACGCGCCGCCGUCGGAGCACUACACCAUCAUCUUCAACACCUUCGUGCUCAUGCAGCUCUUCAACGAGAUCAACGCGCGCAAGAUUCACGGCGAGCGCAACGUCUUCGAGGCCGUGUUCCGAAACCCCAUCUUCUGCUCCAUCGUCCUGGGCACCUUCGCAAUCCAGAUUGUCAUCGUCCAGUUCGGAGGAAGACCCUUCAGUUGCUCGGGUCUCAGCAUCGACCAGUGGCUGUGGUGCGUCGUCCUGGGCUUUGGGGAGCUGCUCUGGGGACAGCUCAUCGUCACCAUCCCGACGAGCCACCUCAAGUUCCUGAAGGAGGCCGGGCACGGGCCGGCCGAGCACGAGCUGCACGAAGACGUCACGUCCCCCGACGUGGACGAGAUCGACCACGCAGAGCGCGAGCUGCGACGCGGGCAGAUCCUCUGGUUCCGGGGGCUCAACCGCAUCCAGACGCAGAUGGACGUAGUAAAUGCCUUUCAAGGCAGCUCAGCACCCCCUCCCCCGACCCUACGCAGACAGGCAUCCGUGCUAAGCCAGCAACUGCAGCAGAUAAAUUCACAGCAGCAACAGCAGCAGCAACAACAACAGCAGCAGCAGCAACAAGAUCUCCGAGUGGUGGAUGCGUUCCGUAGCUCGCUGUACGAGGGCUUCGAAAAACCCGAUUCGCGCACCUCCAUCCACAACUUCAUGAACGACCCCGGCUUCAACAUGGACGACUCCCAGACCCAGCUGGCCUCUUUGGGACACGGAGGAGCCGCGUCGGACAGCGGCGCGAGCGACGUGGACAUCAAAUCCAGGGCCAGUCCCACGGGCAGCAGUAAAUCUCACCUCAAGCCUGCCACCGCCACCACCACCACCACCGCAGUGACGCCUCUGAAUUCCUGCUUCCCUCCGCCGAUCGGCGACUCCGCUGCGUCCGAGCCGUGCCUCGCCGUGAACCCCUGCCCCAACCCCUACCCCAGCCCCAACCCUAGCCCCAACGUGGCCCUGAAAGCCAACGCGGCGGCCGGGAGGUCCAAUCUGUCCUCGUCUUCGUCUUCGCCGCCGACCAACCGCAACACGGACAGCGGCGUGGCGCUCACCAACACCUCGCUGUCUUCUGCGCCCGCGAGCCCCCAGAACAGCCUGGAGACGGCGCUUUAGACGGAGAGGCGCGGUGGGUGACGGAGGGGGGGGGGCGGGGGGGGGGGCACUUUUGGAUUUUUUUGGGGGGGGAGGGAGAGCGGCCGAGGAUCGUCAAAGUCUGACAACAAAUUAAUCGGAAUACGUUACUGGGGGUGUGGCGGUGGCAAUCGUGAAGAGUUUCGCUCCACCGCGGCACCGUCGUCAUCAUCAUCGCCGCCGUCGUCGUCGUCACAGGCAGGAGAAGAUGAUGGCCAUCCGUAGUUCACCCAGAAGAAUACGGGGGAGGGAGGGCGUGGGAGAGGUGUGGGGGGGUGGUUGGGGAUGGAGAUGAGCGAAGAAUGACCAAUUGAAAAAUCUAAAGUCAAACAUCGGCUUGUUUGCUCCCAAGUCAAGUGUAGGUAGAAUUUAGUGCAGUGAUCAAGACAAGCGGAUUUAUCGUUUAAGCUAAUAUUUAUUUAGCCGAGCCGCCCAUGAGAGCGCUUCUUUAAUCAGCAAGCAGACAGAGAAUGAUUACCCAGGCUCUGUCAAUCAUUUUUUGUUUCGAGAGAUUCAGCAUAAGAGAAGGGUGACAACGCAUUCGUCGAUUUUGUUUAAACGUUUUCUUUCGUGACAUUUCAUGAACGGUAGUUUAUGUUUUAGUAAUCACAGAUCGGUGAUAUGCAUCACGAUUUUUCUUUCUUUGUUUCAGAAAAUGAUAUUUCAUCUCAUGUAUUUAUCGUUAUUUUUUGCAAUUCCGCUCGAAGAAAAUGUUCAAUUUUAACAACAGCAAAAAUCAGUUACAGACGUGUGAAUUAAAUUGGGAUGCUAUUUUCAUGGUUGCAAUUUAGUACAUUUUUUGCUAUUAACCUUUUUUGUAGAAUCCAGCCUGGCCAAUUCCAUUGAACGCCGUUUUUAUUAGUUUUUUGCUGUUGACACUACGGUAGGGGUUUGUAGGGGGGAGGGGGCGUUAUUGUAACCAAAAGCGUAUGAUUAAAUGUGCAAAAUUAAUGUAUUAGACUUUUAAAAAAGUUUAAUGUUUAAUUUGUUUUUAUAAAAAUGCAAGCACUCUUUAAUCAUCCAUUAAUGAUUCCUUACCACAACACAAGUAACUAUAAUAACUUCCAUUACCCAGGUAACAUCCAAUGUUGAAAUGUGUGCGCUUUAAUCUAUAAGCACGUUUCUUUCCCAGUUUCCUAAGUGAAGCGCCUAUAAUGUUUUUAGUGGCAAUAAAAUAUUUGCAAUGGGGUACAUUUUAGAAAAAAAAAUGUACUUAGGAAGCCUACCGCAUCGAUAAAGAAUAGCCACGAUUUUCGCCAAAUGCCAAUAAUGUUGAACUAAUUUAAGCUUUCAGUUUCCAAUAUCUGAUUUAUUUUUUACGCUCAUAUUGAUUCAGACUCUGGGUGAAUCUAUGACCGUCACUCGCAGGUCCGCGAACAACAAAAUAGCUCGCAAUAUUACGAUACAAAAUAAUGUUUCAGUAAUUUUUAAAGGUAUAUAUAUAAAAAGAGGACAUUUUAUUGGGAAAUAUGGUCUACAAAGACAGCCUUAACGGACUGUUUGGGCAAGUGCUGUUAGCACCUUUGUGAGGCCUGUACAGCGCACGAGAAAGUGUUGUCAACAACCACAUCUGGCCGCCUUCGCCUGCCCGGUGCUUAUAUUGACACACCGCACCAGGUACCCAUUUAAGGCUGAGUCAACCUACGGAAGGCCCAGGACCGGUUCUAAUAUUCACCACUGUUAUUGGUCUUGAGCGGGAAUCGAACUUGGGUGGGCGGGUUCGUGGCGCAGUGUACUAACCAACUGCACCACAGCUCCCCGUGUGUGUGCGCGCGUGUAUACCGAUAUGGCAACAGUACACACGCACACACCACAGGCUAAAGGUUACCUGCCUACAGUUGUGGUGUUUCUGUUUUUACUCUGUCAUCGACGAUCCAUCUAUCAUAAAAGUUGGUGCCCCUGAAUUCAUUUAACGCAGGAGCGCAGCUAUAUUCAUUACGUACAUACGUGCAAACAUUCAUUUAUCGGCAGAGGCGAUGCACAUCCGUGGACCCGAAAAGAAAAAGUGCAUCAAAGUGUCAAGAUCAGUGACUUUUGUGUGUGCGCGUGCUCACGUGACUUUAUGCAAAACAUGAAGCAUCGACGGGGAAGUGGCACUUUGAUGGCGUCUUGUUGCCUCGAGUGGGGGAAAAAAGUGGCCUCGAAAUUUGAGAUAAAAUGUUUUUCGAUGUUGCGUCUGAUGUUCCGAAUCCGAGCCACAAUCACGCGCACACACGGAAGUGGCGGUGGAAAUGUUUUUUUGAUUCAAUUUUCAAAUGCACGGCACCCUUUCAACUUUCUCUCUCUCUCUACACUGCAUUUCCCACAAUCCUUAAAAUAAAUGCGCUUUACUCUGCUACCACAUUGAAAGCGUCAAAAGGAACCGACGGAUAAGCUUAACAUCAGGUUGAUAAACCCUUUCAAAAAUAUAAUGCGUUGAAAAAAUAUUACAUCCACCUCUUGCGAGUGAGUGAGCGAGCGAUUGAACGGGGCUUGGACGUGUGUCUAAAAUGUGGGGGGUGCAAGUACACACGUGUGCAGAAUAUUUAUGGAUAUGUAUAUGCAGUAUGUUAUGUAUACACACAUAUAUAAGUAUAUACAGGCUUGUAUGUGCAUGUGUGUUUGCAUGUGUAUGUGUGCAUGCAAACAUACAAGGUGCUGUAUUUAUCGAUACAUGGAUGCAGUAUAUACAUAUACAGACAUGUAUGUUCGGCAUUAAAUGGCAAGUGGAUUAAAAUAGAUUCCUUUGCAUGAGACACAUGCAUCAAAUUGUGUGCGUAAGAAUGGAUCCAAUUGAAGUCAAUCUAUCCCAAUACCCUGGGCUUGCGGAGCAACUGAAACCAUACAGGACACUAACAAUCACCAUACUAUACAAGACGAGAGUAAAACCUAAAACAGUAAUAAUGAGACACAACUUCAACGAAUGCCCAUUAUCCCAGGAAACCCUUAUAUUUUUUUAUAAAGAGGGUAUCGCAUUGGGAUUAUGUUGGCCAAUUUGGCCAGUUCCAUUCGUGGAGAAUUAACAAGCGGCAUGGGGCGAGGAGUGAACGAGUAUGUGCCUAAUGUAUGUCCCAUUUACAUGUGUGUACAUGAUAUGAGUUGAUUCUGGAUUACUGCAGAAGAGAAAAUGUCAGCACCAGGCUUCCUUGACUGAUUAGUUCCUGCGAUGUGGCACUCUCUGCUACAGCAGCCGAUGAUUGCUGUCAAUACCUCCCAGUCAACCUUCACUCCAUGGGAGGUUGCUCACUCUCCUCUGCUUUCCCCAUUGUCUGGAACUCCACUCCCCCCAGCCGUCUGUCCUGUUGACUCCAUGCCACCAUUCACGUCGAGGCUCAAGCCUUCGCUUUUAACAUCGGCCCACGACUGUCCCUCUUUCUGCAAAAUAUAUAUCUCUCCACAAUUGUUUUUGGAACCACGUUUUGAGAUGCGGCUUCAUUUAGACCCCCAUAUAGGUUUAUGUUUCCCAUAAUUAAGAAUGAUUUCGUUCAACCCGCCUUCACCCAAGGGGCAGAACACGACUUUCUUGCUCCAAUUGGCUCACACGGAGCGUAGCGGCCCCCGCUUUGCUUGCAGCAAUUCGAGCCCCUUUCCGUGUUACUGCAGCUCUGGGGUAGCGAUGCAUGCGGCAGGGCUGGUAACAACAACAACAACAACAAAAUCAUUCAAAAGGGAGCAACUGGCAGUCAAUUGAAGCGCUGGUUUCUGGCGUUUUCUGCUUCUAAAGAACACCCAGAAGUAACUCUCCUUAUGUCUCCCGCAUAAACUCCUUUUGUCGAUGUCUCUGCGUCUGCAUAUCGCCUAUUUCACGGUAAAGACAUUUUGGCACGGCACAGAGAGCCUGGUAAUCACAACGUCCAACGUAAAGAUCUUUUUUUUAAUAUAUAGCUUCUGAAAUGUUCUUAAUUCACAGCGGGCGCGCGAGCGGCACGAUGAUCCUUAAAGGAGCCCGCAUCAUUACCGUCUCUAAUAUGCCCCGAAUUGUUCUUGUAAUUAUAUUGACGUGCAACUGCCCGUAUAAACAUUUACAGGUGUGUGUGCGCGCGCGCGUGUGUGUCUGUAUAUAGUGUAUCGUGUUACUCGUGGGGGGGGGAUAAGAAAAAAGCAAUGGCUUUGGUUGAAUUUUGCGACGAUUCGUGGCACGUGGCGCAUCAGAGCGACGGUGACCUCGCGACGUUCGCGUCGGCAGCUCGCGCUCUCUGCGUUGUCCGUGACGUUCCGGCGCCGGACCCUCCUGCGUGACUGCCGGGGCGUGAGUGGCCGGGACAUUUAUGGAGCGGCAUUCGCGGAAGAGACGGAGGAGGAACUCGCACGCCCGCAUCUCUCGCGUGCGAUAAAUUCGGCCUCGCCCCCUUGGGGGAGGACGCAAUCCGGAAGACUCUUGAUCUUCGAGACGUCGGAGUUGAAGGCGCAUGUGUGGUAGUCGUAGUUGGAGUAGACGCUUCCUUCGGGCGGGGGAGUCCCUCGAGUGGUCAACAAGGUUCGCCCGGUGACAACUGGCGGAGUGUUAAUGAUCGCUGGCGUAACGAUUGCUGCGCUCGCGAGCAAACUUGAGACCGGGAGCACAUUGGCGAAAUAUUCGAUUGCCAUAGUGUGGUCGUUCAGUAUAAACGCGGUUCACCCUUUGGUUCUCCAUCAGAGGUUAUGUUUCAUGUUUGGUUUGGUGGCUUCUCUGAACACAAAGACAAAGAUUCCACCCCGCCCGUGUAGCCUGCAGAGGCUGUUGGGGAAAGUGCUGUCGACGAGCACCUGCGCGGGCCAGCACGGCACACGAGGGGGGUGGAGGGGGGGUUUGGCCGUCUCCCCACACUCUACUACAAACGCACACACACAAGCACACAUACACGUAAGUAUAUGCACCACCUUGCGUGCACAUAUGUAGAACUUCUUUUGCACCGUGCGUAGCCAACCGUGCUAAUCCGAGGUGCGGGGUGUAUCCACACACACACACCCGCCUGUGUGUGAAUGCAAUUGGGUAGACAUGUUUAUUAUAUAUUUUUUACAAUAACCCAACGUAAUGUUAAGCCUAUUCACGUCGUUAUCAAAAGCUCCUGAACAUAUGGUGGAAAUUCCACAUUGCUAUGGCAGGGGGGCAAUUUUAUUGUAUGGUAGCAUAAGAUUUGGCUCUUGAAAGAUAAAUCGUUAACUUCUAAGUGUUGAUUAAUAACAUUUAGAUACACUGCGAAUAUAUACACUUCGAAAAUAUGCAUAUAUUGUAAAUAAUAAUAAACCGUUCAAAAUACAAAUGAUUGCUGAACAUGGAAAUUGACGUUAAAGUUGAUGGGCUUUGCUUAUGAAAACAUUGGAACUGACCAAACAUUGAUUUCUGACACUGUUCCCUACAAAAUGUUAUCCUUGUACGUAUAAUCAUUACCUGAUAAACUAAUGUAGAAUUAUUUACAUGUACACACUGGCAAAGACACAAACGCACCAAUACACGCCUACGUUAAUUUGAUUUUAAAAUUACGAUUGUUUGCUGGCCGGAGAAUAAUUGAGCACCUUGCGGAUAAUUUUUGAAUGCUUUAUAGAUAUAUGCCUCGUUUCAAAGCGGUGCAUUAACAAAGUGGAAUCUACAAUUUGAUUUGUUUGUUUACAGGGUAUGUAGAUAAUUUUGCCCAGUUGCAUCUUAUUCGGACGCUUUUCAUUCUUAGCAUCAUGGAUUCUCCCUGAUCAGUGUGACACAGUUAUUAAAAGUUACGUUGUCCGUGCACUUUGAUGACAUUAAUGACUCGUUUAAUUUAAAAUGUAUUAUAAGAAUUGUAAUGGAGCGCUGGUUUUCUUUGGUUGGCAUGAAUCCAGCAAGGUGAGAUUUGUAUGGGUUUUGACGCUGGAUUAGCUAAUAUUAGCAUCCCUGCCUGGUUGCCGAACAGCUAUGCGAUACACAAUUGAACGCGCGUGUCCACGCGUGUAUACACACAAACACGCGCGUGCGUGCGUGAGCACACAACCAUGCAAACGCAAUGCUGUUUUACCAUAUGCAAAAGUGUGCAUCUUAUCGAGAAACAGACACACAAAAAAUCCCCAGUGAAUCCAUUUGUUAUGAUUACAAAAUCUUGCAAGGCCUCAAGUGCAAUCCUAUAACAGUCUUAAUUGAAAGAUAACAUUUUUUAAUCUAAACUGAUUCAUUAUAAGAAUGUAUUCUUAACUCUUUAAGGCAUUAACAAAAAUCAAUUUGAAAUCUACGGGGAAUUUUGCGUUCUGUGGAUUUUUUUGCAUAACAAUUGUUCUGAAUGACCUCAGAACGCCGGCCAGCACGUGCACUUUUUGGCACAGUGUUUCUACGCAGCAAAGGAGGGCAACUCUCACUUUGAACUGCAUGAUGCACACACAUGCAGCAAUUGCACGCUCACUGGCCGAACGUCAGCAUAUUGGGCUUAAAUACAAAAGGAUCUGCUUUUUCUUAGUAUUGCAUCAUGGAAGCAACAGGUCUCAUAGUCCCACCGAAGAAGAAGAAACGAACAGGUCAAUAAUUUGGGAUAUAUUACAGCGGCUGUAAUCAUUUGUUUGUAUUAACAAGGCAAAGCAAUACUCAUUCUCUGUGUAAUGAGGGCGAGGUCAAUUUCGUUGUGGGCUUGCCACACCAUGUUGGAAAAGGUCCCAAAUCUACAAAAUCCUCGCCGUGGCGAAAUUACACAUCGCCAAAUUCAGAGGACACCGACAAUAAAAUAAAGUGAAAUAAAGUCAAAUGGAAAAUGAUUGCGCCGCGUUUUUGCAGCGCUGGCCCUAAAGCAGCGCUCAGAAAUCUGACUCGUCAUGGGUUUGAGACGCUGCCACAUUGUCAGUAUUGUUGCUGCUAAGCGUGAAUCUGCCGUGCGAGGUUUUCUGUUGUUGCAGCAAAAAAAAAAUGGUUCCGUGUCACGAGGCGGCGGAAAAUGAAGGCGGCUUAAAAUAAGGGAUGUUAGGGCCUACGAGAGAGCGCAACUUGAAAAUAUAAAGUGUGUCUGCGUGUCUUCUUUUCUGUUACCUGUCGCUGAAGAAGGUGAAUAUCGUUUGCUGCAUGAUUAACAAAAAAAAACAAUAUCUAUUCUAUAAUGCUCUUUUUCUGCAUGUCUGAAAGUGCGUGUUGAAAAUACAGAGGCGUUUAAAUAUUAAAUACUAAAAUAAUAAUAAAAACACACGAAAAAACACAUGAAAAUAAAAAAAUGAAUCGAACAUUAAAAAAAAAUAAAGCUUUACUGUAAAAGUAAUGCAUUUAGACAGGAUGAGGAAUGAUUACUUACAUGAAUGAAAGCUUUUGGAAUUUCGAAGAAAAAAAUAUAACUGCAAUCGUUGUGACAUCGCCACGUAUAUAUCUCUAUAGUAUGAGCAGAACUUUUGCACGUCUAACCGAUUGUACGCGGACCCCCCUCCCUCUCUCCUUCCCUUCCCCCAAGUCCAUCAUCGAAACCCAACGUCAACCGUUCACCCCUUUGCACGUUGUCCGACGUUUCUUUGGUCUUUGUGCGUUGCUCGAAAAAUAAUAUUUUAUGUUUCCGUCGUCUGUUCGUCCCGGAGAAAUAAGCAUGAUCGUCUGUCCCAAGUGUUGCGUUCCAUCCAGUUAAACAAAAAUAAGUCACCAAUAUCUUGUUUUCAUGUACUCCUAACUCAAGGAAUGUAUUCGUGUCCGUAAUAUAAAUGUGCGUACUUCGAAGUCAGUUUCCUUUUUCUUACAAAGAAAACAUAUUGCAGAAGAUAUGAGAACCAAGUACUUCAAUAAUUACUGGCGCGAUACAAUAAUAAUCAUCAUCAUCAUCAGUAUCAUCAUCGUAAUCUGAAAUCAAAAGGUGAACCUGUCACAAUCACUUUCAUCUUGUAACCAGUUGUGGGAAUACCACAUUCCUCUGGUAGGGAGGAGUCUUUUCAUUGAGUAAUCACUGUUGGCUUUCCACAAUGUGUUGCCUAUUUUAUGCACCCUGCGGAGAUGAUAACGAUGGGCUGAGUUGAGCUAAUCUCGGUUUCAAACUCAGCCUUUCGAUUGUGAGCAAAGCAUUCUGCCACAUUUCCUACAGUACAGUUACUUACCGUGUUUUUAUGAUAAUUACAAACGGGAAAGGCAAAUUAAAUUUUACAAAAAAAGUAUGACAAAAUCUAACAAUCGAUUCCUCUACAAGCAAUACUGUUGUUGUACCUUAUUUGCAGGUGGACUUGUACGAUCAGCUGCGUCUAGAGCAAAACGGUAAAUAUGAUCCGCCUGUUGUGUUGGGAUAUUGAAAGACACGUGCAAUCGUGGGCAUUGGACAUUCAUCAACUUCCAUUGAACGAGGACUUGAAAGCAGAGCGGCAUCAACAAAUUACGUUUGAAUGGGUUUUAGAAUUUACAACAUUCAGUGCAGCUAAUAUCUAUGGAACGAAGCCCAAUGCAAUUUUGAAUUAGGUAAUUGUAUUCUGGGAUCUGAUAAGAUUAAUUGCCUUCACACUGUUCAUUUUUUUACUUCUUUUAUGGCCAAAGAGAAGCCUCACUGACUCUCAAGACUCUUUGCACGAGGCUCCCGCUUUGGGAUAUUUGGUCAAAUUCCUCGGCGAGGAUUUUGCGUGUUCGAGAACACACGAGGCAUUCAUCCUCAACACCUAUAGGAAAGCCCUACUUGCUGUAACUACCAUCAACUUGCAAAUCACAGAAUACAGACAUGUAUGAUAACAUUUGCAAAUAAAGCUUGGCCAGCUGGUAAUUUAUAGCACACAUCUGUACCAACACAAUAUAUACAAGAUACAAUAGUGUACGCACAUUGUAAAAUGCUUAUAACCAGCUGUUAUUGCCAUUUCCUACAAAGCAGGGAACUAUUACAAUGGUAAUGGUAUUUUUGUGUUGUUUAGAUAUCUUAUCAGAUCCCAUGUCAUCUCCCCCAAAAUAUGUAAUUCAUCUCACACACCACACCACACACAUACUCAAGUACAGAAUGUGAAGAGAGAUGCAUGGUUUAUUUUAUUCUUGGGGAGUAGUGGUGCAGUGGUUCACAGACUGUGUUACAAUCCCAGUUACCUGGGUUCCAUUCCUGGCCAUGCACGUGUCUGAACUUGUCUUGGCCUCCACCCAGGUUAAUUCGUCGCCUUCAUUUUGAGGAUCUGGCGUAGUGUGUAAAUGUUUGUGUCUAUUUCAAAUAGACACAAACAUGAAAAACACUGUCACCACUGGUUUUAAAUUGGCUAACCUUUGGACAACGGAAUACAAAAACAAUAAUACAAAUAGGAGUUGAGAAUAAAUAUUUGUCCUAAUUAUAGGGCAAACAAAUAUAACUCGUGCUAAGUCAAGUACAAUAAUAAUGAUGAUGAUGUUGACGAUUCCAUUGCAUUUGAUUAGCAUCUCAUUGAUAUCGUGUGUGUAUGCAUGCAGUAUUUUUGGGACAAACUUUCCGACAGAAGGAAUCAUAGAGAAUCUGACGAUCGAUUAUUCCGCUUGUAUUGUCUGAAAAUACAUGUAAAACACCACGCUUUCAAAUGCUCACCAACCUAAUUACAACCCGAACCCCCUCAUUUUUGAAUGAAAAUGGAACACUCCAACGUUCCUAAACGUAUGUGGACAGCUCCAUAUUCACCCUGAUGGGGUGAGUAGAAACGAUUGUACGAGAGGAGUGGAGUUGAUAAUGUAUUAAACGACAACAUUAGUAAGUGAACACAUUGCCAAACGGAGUCCGCCGACUUCAGAGAAUGUAUCUGGUGUAGAAAGUCGAUAACAUUUUGAAUCUCUGUCAGACUCCCGUUUCAAGAUUCGCUGAUAUUCUAUUAAAAAAAA
Petromyzon marinus (sea lamprey) is the source of this 15160-nucleotide messenger RNA. RefSeq names its product plasma membrane calcium-transporting ATPase 2-like. NCBI's taxonomy places the organism in Eukaryota, Metazoa, Chordata, Hyperoartia, Petromyzontiformes, Petromyzontidae. Gene Ontology annotation, biological process: calcium ion transmembrane transport; regulation of cytosolic calcium ion concentration. The record is from RefSeq and is a predicted model, not a curated record. Gene Ontology annotation, molecular function: PDZ domain binding; ATP binding; P-type calcium transporter activity. Gene Ontology annotation, cellular component: intracellular membrane-bounded organelle; plasma membrane.